This is a messenger RNA of Phlebotomus argentipes, 1226 nucleotides long. RefSeq names its product tRNA (adenine(58)-N(1))-methyltransferase catalytic subunit TRMT61A (gene Trmt61). Gene Ontology annotation, biological process: tRNA methylation. The transcript is spliced from 5 exons. The record is from RefSeq and is a predicted model, not a curated record. NCBI's taxonomy places the organism in Eukaryota, Metazoa, Arthropoda, Insecta, Diptera, Psychodidae. Gene Ontology annotation, cellular component: nucleus; tRNA (m1A) methyltransferase complex. The coding region runs from base 139 to 1080 and encodes 313 amino acids.
GGCGGAAAAAGUGUGUCAGUGAAGUGAGGUUAUUGUGUUUGUUGACCACGCGUUUACCGGGCUGGAUUGUUUUGAUCCGUGUUCCCUUGAAUUUCCUGGUAAUUUUUACAGUGCUAGUGCGAGAGUACGUAUGAGAAGAUGAGCUUCGCGGGUGCGAAAAGUUUUGUGGAAGAGAAUGAUACGGUGAUACUGUAUUUAUCGAUAAACAACAUGCACGCCAUUCAGGUGACUCCCAAGUUGACAAACAAGGAUGGGAAGAUGGUGGACAAUGUUUUUCAGACGCAAUUUGGUGCUCUAAGAGUGAUUAGUCUCGUCGGUACGGAAUAUGGAUCAAAGGUAAAACUCACGAAAGGGUGGGCGUAUGUUUUGCAGCCCAGCCCGGAACUGUGGACCCUUACCCUGCCCCACAGAACCCAGAUCAUCUACACGCCUGACAUCAGCAUGAUUCUCUACCAGCUGGAAAUCAAGCCAGGAAGUGUUGUAAUUGAAUCAGGCACUGGGAGCGGCUCCCUGUCGCACGCCCUCAUUCGCGCCAUCAAGAGCACCGGACAUUUGCACACCUUCGACUUCCAUGAGGUGCGAGCGCAGAUGGCACGGGAGGAAUUCCAGCAGCACGGAAUAGGCGACUUUGUGACAGUGUACCACAGAGAUGUGUGCAGUAAUGGAUUCACGGAAGCGCUGAAUGGGUCUGUCGAUGCUGUCUUUCUCGAUCUGCCGGCACCCUGGCUCGCCGUUCCUCACGCUGUCAAAGCCUUCAAGUCCUCAGGUGGCAGAUUUUGCUCGUUCUCACCAUGCAUUGAGCAAUCACAGCGCUGCUGCGAGGCACUCGACACGCAUAAAUUUGUUGAAAUACAAACUAUGGAGAUCAUACAUAUGGAGAGUAUUCUCAAGCCAAGAUAUAUUCCGACGCUGGAGCUGGACUUUGUUAAACAUAAGAAGACGGAGAGCGAAAAUGGCGAAAAACCACAGGGAAAUCCGUUGGAGACGAAGAAAAUUGUGAGUGCCACGCAUCCACAGAGCCUCCCUGGUCACACCGGCUAUCUCACUUUUGCAACCUUCCCGCCGCAGCACUCGCGAUAGCAAUGGAAUGAUUUCUCAAACUCCAUGUAAUAUAUUUAUUAUCUAUACAUGAGCAACCAUUUACUUGUUUUAUAUAAAUAAGAAGAAACUGCUGACCACUAUUUGAACAGAAAUACAAUCUGGGAUUUCCGGAAUGACGAUAACGA